AUGUACAUGAACACUCAUGUGCAGAAGCUGUGUUCAAAGGCCUUGACCCGGGCCUUCCUUGCUGAAUUCAUUGGCACUGCUGUCUUUGUGUUUGUGGGCCUGGGUUCUGCCCUGCCCUGGCUCUCCGCGUUGCCCUCCGUCCUGCAGAUUGCGCUGGCCUUCGGGCUGGCCAUCAGCACCAUGGCGCAGGCCUUGGGCCACAGGAGUGGUGCCCACCUCAACCCUGCGGUGACCAUAGCUUUCUUGCUGGGCUCCCACAUCUCCCUCUGGAGAGCUGUCUUCUACGUCCUUGCCCAGCUGACUGGAGCAGUGGUGGGAGCGGCUCUGCUCUACGAGUUCUCUCCCAGCGAGGUCCAUGGGAGCCUGGGAGUCAACGGGCUCCAGAACGGCACAUCAGCAGGACAGGCUGUGGCCAUUGAGCUGUUCCUCACACUCCAGCUGGUGCUGUGUGUUUCCGCCUCAACUGACAGCCGCAGGACUGACAAUGUGGGCUUCCCAGCACUGUCCAUUGGCUUGUCAGUCACUGCGAGACAUCUCUUAGGGAUCUACUACACCGGCUGCUCCAUGAACCCAGCUAGAUCAUUUGGGCCAGCCCUGAUCAAGGGGAACUUUGCUAGUCACUGGCAUCCUUUCUUUCGGUCUCCCUAUAUUUUCUGGAUCGGACCACUGGCUGGUGCCAUCAUAGCGACUCUGCUCUACAACUAUCUUCUAUGUCCACAACCCAGGAGCACAGCAAAACGACUUGCCAUCCUUGGAGGACACAGUGAUCCUGAGAGUGAAUGCCAGAGGAACCUGUCUCUGAAGGCAUACUUCAUCCACACCCUGCCCAAGAUCAGGGAUGAUCAAGCCUGA
Elgaria multicarinata webbii is the source of this 852-nucleotide messenger RNA. Its product is annotated as aquaporin-2-like. The coding region runs from base 1 to 852 and encodes 283 amino acids. Gene Ontology annotation, biological process: water transport; transmembrane transport. Gene Ontology annotation, cellular component: plasma membrane; apical plasma membrane. Gene Ontology annotation, molecular function: water channel activity. The record is from RefSeq and is a predicted model, not a curated record. Lineage: Eukaryota; Metazoa; Chordata; Lepidosauria; Squamata; Anguidae. The transcript has 5 exons.